UAGCCAGCAGAUCAGCACGGCCACUUUCUAUAACUACAGCUAAUAGCAGGCACAGCGUCCUGCCCACCAUUAAAGACUGCAAAAGCAGAGAGCGUCCAGUUCAAGUCCUGAUUUGGAGCCUGCCAACCGGCCAUAGCCUGUUCUCUCUCUCUGAUCUCGCUUUCCAGCUCAGCAGCUCCCAUCAUAAUUAGUCAUCAGAGAGAAGAAGAGAAGAGACAGGGAGAUCCAUCGAUCGAGCCGGUCCGAGCCGCAAUGGAUUACUGGAAGUCCAAGGUGCUGCCCAAGAUGAAGACCGUCUUCGCCAAGAACGCCGGCAAGAAGGCCGCCGCCACCGCCGAGCUCGUCAAGUCCUUCGACGAGUCAAAGGAGGGGAUCAACGGUGAGUUCGAGAAGAAGAAGGUGGAUCUCCAGCCUAAGGUCGUCGAGAUCUACGAGGGUGCUGCGGCUGCAGUCAAGGUUCUGAUCAAGCAGAGGAAGGUAUCCGGGAUCAAGAAGAACUCCGCCGCCGUCACCAAGUUCAUGGAAGAUCUGGCCAACAUUGAUUUCCCUGGAGCCAAGCAAGUGAGCGAGGGCAUCGCCAAGGUCGGCCCUGCCCUGCUUUCCGGUCCUCUCUUCGCCACCUUCGACAAGGUCUCCACGCUGCUCCCCGCCACCGACGAGGCGCCCAAGGAGGCUCCCGCCGACGCAGAGGAGAAGAAAGAGGAAGCGGCGUCGGAGGAGAAGACAGAAGAAGCACAGCCCCCCGCCGCGGCGGUCGAGGAAACCGCUGUUGCUGCCGCCGAUGAGAGUGCUCCUGCUGCCGCAGAGGCACUGCCGGUGGCGGAAGAGAGUACAGCGCCGGUGUCCGAGGCCCCUGAAGCUGCUGCCCCACUCGCUGAGGCGGAGCCAGCCAAGGCCCAGGAGGAGACACCCAAGGCUUAGCUGGCUUGCUAGGUAGGUUGUUCAGGUUCAUGAGUUCAUCCUCAUCCAUGCAGGGGUUUGAAGCCUACCAGCUGCUCAAGCUCUUCAAUCAUUUAUGGUUCCUACAUAGAUGCAUGCAUGCAUGACGAUCUAUUAUUGUUCUUUCUCCUCCCUUCUGCUUCCCUCUUUAUGGUUAGAUUCCUAAGCCUAUAUAUUUUUGUCGUCUGAACUUAAAUAUAUAUGUGCGGUGUGAGUAUGUCACAGUAUGCAAGGCAUCUGUAUAUUGUUGCCAAGUUUUGUUAAUUUCCCAGCAUUAUUAUUUCUUCUAUGAUGGAGAGGUCGAGAAAUAUCUAUAUAUAUUUUCCAUUCAUUGAUUAA
Brachypodium distachyon (stiff brome) is the source of this 1278-nucleotide messenger RNA. Its product is annotated as plasma membrane-associated cation-binding protein 1. Bases 253 to 921 code for a protein of 222 amino acids. The record is from RefSeq and is a predicted model, not a curated record. NCBI's taxonomy places the organism in Eukaryota, Viridiplantae, Streptophyta, Magnoliopsida, Poales, Poaceae. Gene Ontology annotation, cellular component: plasma membrane. The transcript is spliced from 4 exons.